GCGCGCAUCACGAACUGUUCUGGGUUACAGAGACAGUUGACUGUCAAUGUUCUGACCUCUGCUCUUCGGUGAUGGAGGAGUCGGUGGUGGACGCGGCGUCGCUGCCGCGCUGGCAGGAGCUGGCGCCCUCUCGGCCCUCCGUGGAGCGCUACUCGGCGCCGCGCCACGAAAGCAGCCCCUUUCCCUGCCGGCCCGACAUCAACCAGGUGGUGGCUGUCUGGUACGGCCGCCUGUGCCAGCUGAACACCUCGUGCGUGGUGGUGUCGUCCGACGAGCGGGACAGCGGCGCCAGUCCGGUGUGUCGCCACCUGAUGGAGCGGGCCGGUCCCGAGAUGGCCGCGGAGCUGCGGCGCUCACGAACCCGCCUGCCGACGGGCGAGGCCCGGCUGACCAAGGGCUACAACCUGCCGGCCCGCUUCGUCAUCCACACGUCCACGCCGCGCUACAACCGACGCUACAGGACGGCCGCCGAGAGCACUCUUCACGCUUGCUAUAGGGAGGUGCUGCAGCUGGUGAAUGAGCGCCGCCUGGCCAGCGUUGCGCUGCCCUGCCUGCACUCGGCCCGGCGCGAGUUCCCGCCCGACGCCGGCGCGCACAUCGCCCUCCGUACGGUGCGGCGCUACCUGGAGCGCUUCGCCUGCGCCGACACCCUGGUCGUACUGGUGCCGGACGUCAUGGACGCCGGCAUAUACGAGGUGCUGAUGCCGCUGUACUUCCCGCGGAGCCCCGAGGAGCAGCAGUACGCCAGGUUCCAGCUGCCGGAGGACGUCGGCGACGAGUUCGGCGCUCCCGUGAUUCCUGACAGGGCGAUCCGCAUCAUCGACAACCCCCAGCACAGCUACCAAGGUCUGCAGCACUCGGGCGAGCACCGCGGCGAGCUGCCGGCGCGGCUGGCAGCCGACCUGCGCGACUUCUCCCAGAUGGAGGACGACGUCGACCGGCAGCGCCUGCUCGGCACGGGGCCGGCCGGCAGCGCCUCCAACUUCGCCAUCUCGCAGCAGCUCUGCAAGCGCGAGCGAUACGAGCGCCUCUUGCGGCGGGCGCGCACAGAAGACCUGUCGGAGAUCUCGGGCAUCGGAUGCCUGUACCAGACGGGCAAGGACCGCUUUGGCAGGCCCGUCAUCUGCUUCAUCGGCAAGUGGUUCCGCGCCCUCGAGAUCGACCUGGACAAGGCGCUGCUGUACCUGAUCUACCUGCUGGAGCCGCUGGUGGCCAACGACUACACCAUCAUCUACUUCCACACGCUCACCGAGUCGGAGAACCACCCCGCCAUGAGCUGGAUCCGCCAGGUGUACGACGUGCUCGAGUACAAGUACAAGAAGAACCUGAAGGCCUUCUACAUCGUGCACCCGACCAUCUGGACCAAGCUGAUGACCUGGUGGUUCACCACGUUCAUGGCCCCGGGCAUCAAGCAGAAGGUGCACAACAUCACCGGCGUCGAGUACCUCUACAGCAUGAUGGACCCCGACCAGCUGGAGAUCCCGGCCUUCAUCACCGAGUACGACAUGACGAUAAACGGCAUCCGCUACUUCCGGCCGCAGGCGUAGCGCCGCGUCGCGGGCCGACCGUCGGCGGGCGCGCCCCGGGCCAGGCCGUCCUGCCCCGGUCGCCAGGCGCCGCCGGCCGCCGCCAAACGCUGCAGCACAUCAGCAGCGCCGGGGCUCAGUGACUCCUGCCGCCGCUGCGGCCGAUUCCAGCGCGGGUCGAGGAGAAGAUCAGCCUCCGGAGUCGAGCCCGAGUCGUGUAGAGUCGCGCUGGAGUCGCGUGGAGUCGCAAAGGAGUCGAGUCGGAGUCGCGCGUCCAGGGACCGGUCGGCGGGCUGCCCAGUGACCAGUCGGAGCGCGGUCCGACCGCCGCCGGCUCCGCCCCCUAACCCCGAUGGAAUCCGACGCGGCGGUGACCUCUGGUGACGUACGGGAUCUGCGCCGACCUGACGGGACUGGUGGUGAUCUUGGGUACGUUGUGACCCUGCUGCCAACGCUAACUUCGACCUUUAUGACCUGGUGAGGCCUUGAACGUGAUUCCGUGCAGUGAUGUGGUGAAAUCGCGGUGAUUGCAGCACUGUUGUGACUUGGUGAGAUGUAUGGUGACCUGUGGUGACCUAGCGAGAUGUGUGGUGGCCUGUGGUGACCUAGCAAGACGCGUGGUGACCUGUGGUGACCGCCGCGGUAUCCGGCUGUGAGACGGACCGUGCGACCAUGGAGAGCGAUCUCCUCCCGAGACCCAGAGUUCGGCGGCGGAUCGGAGACCCAGGAUCGGCGGGAGGCGGGCUCUCCCGUCACUGGAACACUCGCGCGGUGCCCCAGGGGCCAGCCGCGGCCUGCCACAGGCAGCCGUCCCUGUGACGGGCUGCUCUGCCAGGCUGCAGGGGACAGCUCUAGCUGCGGAGGGGUGGCGUGUCUAGCAGGGGUAGCUGGCAGACGGGGGCCGAGCCGUCGGCGGGCAGCUGGCCGACUGUGGGCCCUUUGUCCGGCGCUGGCCUGCUCCUGGGAGGACAGGGCCUCUAGCCUCCUCCAGGGAGGUCAGGGCCUCUGGCCUCCUCCAGGGAGGGCAGCGCCUCUGGCCUCCUCCAGGGAGGGCAGGGCCUCUGGUCCCCUCCAGGGAGAGCAGGGCCUCUAGCCUUCUCCAGGGAGAGCAGGGCCUCUGGCCCCCUCCAGGGAGAGCAGGGCAUCUGGCCGGCGGCCGGCCCCUGCCCGGCUCGACGCGGCCGGCGCAUGUGCCAGAGCGCCGAUGCUCGCGAGGUAGACAUCAGUCGCCGUCGCGUCGGGUCUUGUGCUUAUACUGGGGCUUGAUUGGUUAGUUGUGUUACGACGCAGGCGCUGGCUUUGCCUCGGCCAGUACAACCCACAUGUAUCGCUUAUUUUACCUCCGUUUGUACGCGUUUUCCGAUUCGCUAGCGCGUAUCGCCAUCGAGCGGCGGCGGGCGAUCUGAUUACUUGCUCUCGCCGGCCUGCCCGCCGCGGAGUUUCAUUACGAGCUUCUGCCGCGCCGGGGGGCGCGCCGCACGCGGCCUCGGCGGCCGGGGGUGCGCGGGGUUUCCCGUCCGCGCACUCCGCCGCUCGGGGCUGUCAUGGGCGCCUCGCCGGUCGCGCCUGGGGCGGCCGGUGGAGUGCGGGGCGUUACUCUGUGGUAAUUUCAUAAAUAAAGUGGUAGCGUGUUU
This is a messenger RNA of Pollicipes pollicipes, 3160 nucleotides long. It is a transcript of the gene Gdap2, whose product is annotated as ganglioside induced differentiation associated protein 2. The record is from RefSeq and is a predicted model, not a curated record. The transcript is spliced from 12 exons. Lineage: Eukaryota; Metazoa; Arthropoda; Thecostraca; Pollicipedomorpha; Pollicipedidae. Bases 72 to 1547 code for a protein of 491 amino acids.